Molecule: messenger RNA, 3496 nt
Organism: Gekko japonicus
Lineage: Eukaryota; Metazoa; Chordata; Lepidosauria; Squamata; Gekkonidae
Product: P-selectin-like
Exons: 18
Coding region: 52-2691 (879 amino acids)
Biological process (GO): response to cytokine; heterophilic cell-cell adhesion; leukocyte tethering or rolling
Cellular component (GO): membrane; external side of plasma membrane
Molecular function (GO): oligosaccharide binding; sialic acid binding
Source: RefSeq, a predicted model, not a curated record
CGAAUGCUUCUGCCCGUCCACCAGGAGAAAUCAGAGGGACCAGCCUGAACUAUGGGUGUGACUAGUAGGCAGUCAUGGUACAGAUGGAUGAACAAAAAUGUACUGGUGGUUGCUGUCAUCAGCUUGGCACUCUUGUCUCCGAUGGCUGUGAGUGCCUGGACGUACCACUAUGGGACUGAAUCAGUGCUGACAUGGGAAGAUGCAAGGAGGUAUUGCCAGACCUACUACACCGACUUGGUAGCAAUCCAAAACCAAGAAGAAGUCCAGUACCUCAAUGAACACAUACCUUACCAUAAAACAUACUACUGGAUUGGGAUCCGGAAGAUUUACAAUGUUUGGACCUGGGUGGGAACCAAUAAAACCCUGAUGAAGGAGGCAGAGAGUUGGGCUAAAGGCGAGCCCAACAACAAACGUUCUAACCAGGACUGUGUUGAGAUUUACAUUAAAAGGGAUUCGGAGUCUGGGAAGUGGAACGAUGAACCUUGUAAGAAAAAGAAGCGGGCCCUGUGCUACACAGCAUCUUGUCAGCCGUCUUCCUGCAGUCAGAAUGGCGAGUGUGUAGAGACCAUCGGGAACUACACCUGCCACUGUUAUCCUGGCUUCUCUGGGCCCGAGUGUGAAGAUGUUGUAAAGUGCAGGGAGAUUGAUGCUGUCCAUAGGCCACUGUCCAUGAACUGCAGCCAUCCUCUGGGGUACUUCAGUUACAAAUCCAGCUGCUUCUUUAGUUGCGACAAAGGCUUUGAAGUGAGUGGGACAGACACCUUGCAGUGCUCCCCUUAUGGGAAUUGGACAGCGCAGAUGCCACAGUGUGCAGAUGUACAGUGCCGACCAUUAAAUACCCCUGCAUAUGGUGAGCGCCACUGUUCUCCCAUCCAUAGGGAAUUCCUGUACCAGUCUAUUUGCCAUUUUAACUGCAGAGAGGGCUUUGUAGUACAUGGAGCAGAGACCAGUGUAUGUGAAGCAUCUGGUGAAUGGACUUCCCCAGAGCCAAUAUGCCAAGUCAAGCAAUGUGAGAACAUAGAAUCUCCUGCAAGAGGAACAAUGAACUGCAUACAUCCGUUGGGUGACUUCGCAUACAACUCCACUUGCAGCUUUGCUUGUGAAGAUGGAUUUCAGCUCAGUGGCUUGAACACCUUGCACUGCAGUGCAACCAGUCAGUGGACAGCAGACGUACCCAUCUGUCAUGCUGUUCAGUGCCAGCCCCUGGGGGUCCCCAUUCAUGGAAACUUCACCUGCUCCCAUUUCCAUGGGGAGUUUCAGUAUCAGUCCAGAUGCACCUUCCGUUGUACUGAAGGCUUUCAGCUGCUUGGAGAAGAGGUGACUUCAUGCACAGCAACUGGAGAGUGGACAUCACCCCCACCAGUUUGUCAAGUGAUUGGUUGCCCAAAGUUGGAUACCCCCAGGAAUGGAGGAUUAAACUGCUCUCAUCCACACAGAAGCUUUGCGUACAGUUCGGUCUGCACCUUCUCCUGCGAUAUGGGGUUUGUGAGAGUUGGACAGGAAAGGCUACAGUGCACAGCCCUGGGUCUGUGGACAGAGAAACCACCCGUUUGUGAAGCUGUGAAAUGCCACAGUCUGCAAAGCCCUGAAAAGGGGGAAAUGACCUGCUCUCAUCCCAUUGAAGAAUUUGCUUUCCAGUCUGUUUGUGAAUUUACCUGUGAAGCUGGCUUUGCCUUGGCUGAGACAAAAACAGUGGGCUGCUUGGCAACUGGGAACUGGAGUGACUCAUUACCAACUUGUCAGGUUAUUGACUGCCCAAAGUUGACUGCCCCCAAGAAUGGAGGAUUGAAUUGCUCUCAUCCACAUGGAGAUUUUGCGUACGGUUCAGCCUGCAGCUUUUCCUGUGAUAUGGGGUUUUUGCAAGUUGGACAGGAGAGGCUUCAGUGCACGGCCCUGGGAAUGUGGACAGAGGAACCACCCCUUUGUGAAGCCACCCAGUGCCCAAUUCUGCAUGUGCCAGACAAUGGCCAUUUUAACUGUUCUCACCCCCAUGGUGAUUUUGCAUAUGGCUCCAGCUGCAACUUCUUCUGCAAUGCUGGUUUCCAGCUUGUUGGAUCAGAGUUGCUGGAGUGCUUGGCUGUAGGACAUUGGACACAACAACUGCCGUCUUGCAAAGCUGUUCAGUGCCCUGCCCUAGGAACUCCAGACAACGGCCAGGGAAACUGCUCUCAUCCACAUGGAUCCUUUGCAUUCAACUCCAGCUGUGUCUUCUCCUGUGAUGCUGGUUUUCAGUUAGUUGGUUCAGAGAUGGUCUGGUGCAUGGCUAAAGGAAACUGGACAGGGGAUGUUCCCAUCUGUGAAGCCAUAUCGUGUCCCCAGCUGUGGGACCAGGAGCAUAUGGAGAUAAACUGUUCCCAUACCUGGGGUACCUUCCGCUAUAGUUCAACAUGUCACUUCCACUGUGCCGAUGGGUAUCUCCUCAAUGGAACGAGCAGGAUGGAGUGCCUGCCUGAUGGCCAUUGGUCUGCUGAGAUGCCUGUUUGCCAAGAAAAUGUUGCUCCUUUUCUCAAGCAAGUUCUGCUCUACACUGGUACAGUCACGGCAUCUGUUAUUGGCCUGUUGUUAUCUGGAACUCUAAUAGUGCUAGCAAUACGACGUCUCAGCAAAAAAGAAGAAAAAAAUAGGCUCUUGAAUUCCACCAGUGAUUUGGGUGCACCUGGGGUCUUCUCCAAUGCGGCAUUUGCUUCCUAAGAGCUCCUCUGGUGGAUGACCCUGGGAGAAGACCACAGAGAGGAUGGAAUUUUCCAAUUUAGUGGUGCCUCUUGAGUUAAUGUAGAGCUGGAAAAAAUUCAGGCUGAAACACCUGCCUCUACCUCGGAUCUUGCUGCGCUGAACUUCUGUUCUCCUUCCAGCUGUAGCAUUUCAAGGAUGUUGCAUCAUUUAUUGUUACACACUCUGAUGACUGCAUUUUCCUUCUGCUGUCAGACUCUAAACAACUUACAAAGUUAAGAAACUUAACCACCUAAAGGUCUGGGGGAGAUGUUGUUCCUACAAAACCAUAUCAGCACCUAUGGUGAACUGUGCUCUGCUGGAAGUAACAAUUCUUCUUGCUUCACUCAAACUCCUGUCCGCUAAAAACUGCUUUAAAAAAAUCAGAUCUUGAGUUUAAAAUCUUGGAAAUCUCUGUUCCUGCACAGUCAAGAGAUGCCCAAAUUGCCUCAUGACAGACACACCAGGUUUUUUUACCCACCAUUUAUUACACCUUGCUCUUUAGAGAUUAGGGAAAGUUAAUCCUGAUCCAAGAAAAUGUCAUUAUAAGAAUAAACUAAAAAGAACAUCAGAUAUGUUUUAUUUAAAGGUUAUACCUGGGCACCUCCGACCAGUGGAUAUCUUAUUCAGCCAUCGCUUUGGCUUCUGUGAUUACACCACGAUUUGCUCACACUGCUUUCAAGCAGAUUGUAACCAAUCGGGACUAGAGACUUAUUUUUGGAAAAAGUGAAAGAUAACGAUUCUUAGUAAACUGGAUCCUGCUACAUCUUGAAUUUACAUGGGAUUA